GGCACCCCCAGCCGGGCCGCAUGGGGCGGGGCCAGCUGCUGGGGAGCAGGGUGCGGCGGCUGCGGAGGUGGGGACGGCGGCAGCUCCUGCCCCGGUUGCAGCAGCUGCUGCCUCCGCUCCUGCGCCGGCUGAUGCUACGCUGAAGCAGACGGAGGACGCCAUAGCGCUGAUGCGGCGGGUGAUAGCGCUUGAGGAGGCUCGGCUAAAGCAGCAGCAGCUCAAGCGGAAGAAGGGGGCAGCAGGAGCCACCACCAAAGCCGCCAAGGCAGGCGCUGCCGGCGCUGCUUCUGCUGCUCCGGCUUCGUCGCCGCAGCAACAGCAGCAACCGCCAAUCGAGGCCGCAAGUAUCGGUGAUGGUGCCAUCACGACCCAUGGGUCGCAACUCGCAAAGCGGCAACGGGCAAACGGCCAUGCGGCACCAGUAGCACCCGCCGGGACCGUCACAGCUGGCACGUCAGGCGCUGCGAGUCCCGCCUCUCGGAACGGCAGCUCCCAGCCGCAAACGACCCAGGUGGCUAGCCUUGCCCCUGCCGCCACUGCCCCUGCCGCCACUGCCCCUGCCGCCACUGCCACAACCGCCCCUGCCAGCAACGCCGCUGCAGCUGCUGCAAAGGAUCAGACGCCGUACACGUUCGAGGAUGACGGCACCGGACUGUACGACGAAGCAUGUGGCGACCCUGAUCAGGAGCAGCACCAGGAGCAGGGGCAGGAGGGUGGUGACGCUGGUGACGGUGGUGCCGGAGGAACUUACGAGUGCGAGGGUGACGAUGACUUGCUGCUGAGUGACGACCUGCCAGCUGACCUGGAGGGGGAGGGGGAGGCGGGGCCAGGGGCAGGGGCAGGUGGCGGCAGAGGCGACACACCAAGCGGGUCAAAGCGCGCGAGAGACGCCCCCGACACGGAGAGCGGCUCCCCAGCAGGCGCCCAGCGGCCCCGCACCUCGUAGCGGGCCGCUAGCACCGCCAUGAUGAGCGGGGUCCGGUCCCACAUGCGUCCCUCUCGAGUGGAUGUGGGUGUGGCGAGAGGCGGCAGCCGUAGCAGGGGCCACAAGGAGCGGAAGGCGGUGCCUGUGUUUGCAACCGGGAUUGACAGCGGUGUUUAACCUUGUCCAUUUAGGUAUUUUGUGCGAGACGCCCUUUGCGCCCGCUGAGGCGCUAGUUUUGACACAUGGCAGUGUGUUCGGGGGCAGGGCCCCAGCAGAGCCUUGUGCAGUCGCGGCGUAGGUGCCUAUGAGUACAGGCGUGCAGUGUAGGGUGGAUUCAGUGAAUAGGGUGGAUUCACAGGAGGAGCAGCUGUGAGGCUUUCAAGGUCCCCUUCGGACUGGUCUUGGUGAGGGGGCUUUGCCGCGGGGUGGCCUAGCUUGCGAGGUGGGCCAGCACGUGCUUGGUUUCCCAUGCGCUGGGUGCACAUUGCUUGUUCGGGCGGGCGUGCGGAGGAUGAGAGGAGCUGCAAGGCCAGCC
Messenger RNA from Astrephomene gubernaculifera, 1460 nucleotides. The record is from the annotation of a GenBank genome assembly. Lineage: Eukaryota; Viridiplantae; Chlorophyta; Chlorophyceae; Chlamydomonadales; Astrephomenaceae.